Molecule: messenger RNA, 174 nt
Organism: Histoplasma capsulatum G186AR
Lineage: Eukaryota; Fungi; Ascomycota; Eurotiomycetes; Onygenales; Ajellomycetaceae
Exons: 1
Coding region: 1-174 (57 amino acids)
Source: RefSeq, a predicted model, not a curated record
AUGAACGCCCUCAUCAGUGACUUAAACACAAUGGAGCUGGGCAUGUUACUCAUACAGGAACCGCCCUUUACCUUCCACAAGAUGCCUGUCCGACACCCCCAGUGGAGAAUACUCAAGAUAAUAAACAUGGAUACCGAGGCUAAGAAGCGCAGCCUGAUAUACAUCAACAAAUGA